CUUUUCUCCUGUGCAGGUUACGACAGAUACUACAAUAAAUACAUCAACGUCAAGAAAGGGGGCCUCGGUGGUAUCUCCAUGGUGCUUGCUGGUUAUGUUGUUGUCAGCUACAUCUGGAGCUACAGCCACCUGAAGCAUGACCGCCACAGGAAGUACCACUGAAGUGUGAAUUUCAGGAAGUGAAGGCACAGCUCUCUGAACAGCCUUGGCUACUGGAACGCUUAUCCCGACAGAAGACAUCGGAGCUAUUCAUAUGAAAAUCUGUACUGUUAUGACCAAUAAUAAAGUGCAUACACUUUACAUUGACCAAGCUGGCACUCUCAUAAAAGACUUGUUAAUGGUA
Molecule: messenger RNA, 343 nt
Organism: Egretta garzetta (little egret)
Lineage: Eukaryota; Metazoa; Chordata; Aves; Pelecaniformes; Ardeidae
Gene: ATP5MF
Product: ATP synthase membrane subunit f
Exons: 2
Biological process (GO): proton motive force-driven mitochondrial ATP synthesis
Molecular function (GO): proton-transporting ATP synthase activity, rotational mechanism
Source: RefSeq, a predicted model, not a curated record